AUGGGUAAGGAAAAGGUUCAUAUUAACAUUGUGUUCAUUGGCCAUGUCGACUCUGGGAAGUCAACUACCACCGGUCACUUGAUCUACAAGCUUGGAGGUAUUGACAAGCGUGUGAUUGAGAAGUUUGAGAAAGAAGCUGCUGAGAUGAACAAGCGUUCAUUCAAGUAUGCUUGGGUGCUUGACAAGCUCAAGGCUGAAAGAGAAAGAGGUAUUACUAUUGACAUUGCCCUGUGGAAGUUUGAGACUACUAAGUACUACUGCACUGUCAUUGAUGCACCGGGCCACAGGGAUUUCAUUAAGAAUGUGAUUAUUGGAACAUCUCAAGCUGAUUGUGCUGUUCUCAUCAUUGAUUCCACCACUGGUGGUUUUGAGGCUGGUAUUUCCAAGGACGGUCAGACCCGUGAACAUGCUCUCCUUGUUUUCACUCUUGGUGUCAGGCAAAUGAUUUGUUGCUGCAACGCGAUACCAUAA
Vicia faba (fava bean) is the source of this 471-nucleotide messenger RNA. Lineage: Eukaryota; Viridiplantae; Streptophyta; Magnoliopsida; Fabales; Fabaceae. The record is from the annotation of a GenBank genome assembly.